Encephalitozoon cuniculi GB-M1 is the source of this 354-nucleotide messenger RNA. RefSeq lists its product as uncharacterized. The coding region runs from base 1 to 354 and encodes 117 amino acids. The record is from RefSeq and is marked provisional. The transcript has a single exon. Lineage: Eukaryota; Fungi; Microsporidia; Unikaryonidae.
AUGGAGCCAGUUGACAUACACAUGUAUUAUGCCGAGAGAGCCGCAAAGUUCUUAAAAUCAAGAGAUACAAGGAGACAGGUUGAGGAGAUCAAAAGAAUGGAAGCAACGGUUGCCAUCCUUGACUUCUGCGGGAAGACUCCGCUGGUAUACAAAUUGUUUGCAGGAGUGGAGAAAGAGGUCUUUGUUGUAUACGAUGUUUCCAAGUGUAAGGAGAGAAUAGGAGAGGUUGUCAGGAAACACGACCUGGUCUAUGUCCUUGAAGAUGUCGAGAGCAUGGAGAAGAACAUUUUCUAUGGAAACAAAAGGGCCAUCUUUCUCUUAUUCGAUAGAUUCAAAUUCAUCCGAUGCAUAUAA